ACAUAUACAUGAAUUCACAUUUUCGUAAGGGGUGAUAGUGAAUUCCUCAGGAAGCAUGGCCAACCACUUCUCGCAAUACGCUAUUCUCGUUCUUCUUCUUCUCACAACACCAAGUGCUCUUAUGAUUACGGGGGCAAGUAGUGAAGUAUGCAACAAGAACGGUGGUGGUGUUGGGAAUAAUUGCUCAUCAUUGCAGCCGAAACGAUGUCAAGAAAAGUUGUUUAUGCCAAUGGUAGGAGGGUGUGAUAAACUAUGGUGUCACGAUAAUUGUGCUCUUAAGCACCCUGGCCAUCAACCUUACGGAAAAUGCUUUGGCCACUAUAUGUAUGUUUACUGCAACUGCACCUUCAACUGUUAACGUCGGUGGUGUUGUGAUCAAUAUUUACAUGAACUACAAACUAAUGUAUGAACUUGAUCACUUCUAAACUUAGACAAAUUAAAGUUUAAUUGUUAUUGAUUGGUAAUAAUGAAAGGUUUGAUCAGUUUCAAUAUA
Messenger RNA from Arachis ipaensis, 493 nucleotides. The record is from RefSeq and is a predicted model, not a curated record. Lineage: Eukaryota; Viridiplantae; Streptophyta; Magnoliopsida; Fabales; Fabaceae.